Molecule: messenger RNA, 2952 nt
Organism: Striga hermonthica
Lineage: Eukaryota; Viridiplantae; Streptophyta; Magnoliopsida; Lamiales; Orobanchaceae
Source: the annotation of a GenBank genome assembly
AUGGAGAAUAAUUAUACUUUCUUCAGCUUCUCUACUCUGCUAAUUAUAAUACUCAGCACCAUUGACAACAAUAAAACUUACUUAGCCGCCACAACCGACAAAAACGCACUCGUCAAAUUCAAAACUUCCAUCACCUCCGAUCCUUACCGUCUCUUGGACACAAACUGGUCGACCGACACAAAUUCAUCCGUUUGUCAAUGGAUUGGUGUUUCGUGCGGCACCAAACACAAUAACAGAGUCACGGGCCUUAACAUUUCCAGUUUUGGCCUCGGAGGAACUCUGUCCCCACAUCUUGGGAACUUGACGUUUUUAAGAUACUUAGACAUCAGUUAUAAUACUUUCGCAGGGCCCAUACCCAGUGAGCUGUCUCGUCUGAGCCGCCUGAGGUCUAUAUACCUUUCUAGUAACAACUUGACAGGCUCCAUACCCCAAGAGCUGUCCCGUUUGCAAGGCCUGCAAAUGCUAUUUUUAGAUAACAACCAGUUAACGGGCUCCAUUCCACGUGGCAUCUUUAGUCUUCCAUCCAUUAGAAUGAUGAGGAUUUCGAACAAUUACCUCUCGGGUGUGCUUCCAAGUGACGAUAUGUGCAACAAUCUCCCCAACCUCACUAAGCUUUCCGUGUCGUUCAAUCAACUGGAGGGCCGAAUUCCACCAAAUAUAGGCAACUGCACAAAGCUUGAGAUCUUGGGGUUAUCCAUUAACCGUUUCAAUGGGGAAAUCCCAAGUGAAAUUGCAAGUUUGAGCAUGCUUAGGGAGUUGUACCUGGGCUAUAACAACUUUAAAGGAGGAAUCCCACCAGAAUUUGGAAACCUUUCACGGCUACAGAUAUUAAGCAUCCCCAAUGCUUCUCUCACAGGAAAUGGCACCAUACCCAACUUGGGCAGCUUAAGGCUCUUACGUACGCUAUACAUUUGGGGUAAUUCUCUAAGUGGAUUAGGAUUAAUCUCUUCAUUAGCUAAUUGCCAGUUUUUGGAGCAUUUAGUGAUUUCGUUCAACCCACUUAACGGCGUCCUCCCUGAUUCCAUUGGGAAUUUAUCAAAAUCUCUUACAUUCUUUGGGGCACAUGGCUGCAACAUUAAUGGAGGUAUUCCUUCUACCAUCGGAAACCUGAUUGGUCUGCAACUUUUAGACUUAUCAGAAAAUCAGAUCACAGGAGUUAUCCCUCCAACAAUAGAGAAAUUAAAUCGGCUUCAAAGAUUAGUUCUUUAUGUCAAUCAACUGCAUGGGUUUAUCCCUCCAAAUAUUUGUGGGAUGAGUAAUAUAGGUGAAUUGUACCUUGAAGAAAAUAACCUCACAGGUCCCAUACCUGAAUGCUUCGGUGAGCUUAAAUCUCUAAGAAAUGUCUACUUAGGUUCCAACAAGUUGAAUUCCAGCAUACCUCUAAACUUUUGGAAUUUGAAGGACCUUUUGUUUCUCAACUUGUCCUCAAACGGUUUGAGUGGUCAACUUCCAUAUGAAAUUGCAGGUUUGAGACAAAUAAAUCAACUAGAUUUGUCCCAUAAUCAAUUUUCAGGAGACAUUCCUAGAUCGAUUGAUGGUUGCGAAUCAUUAACAUCUCUAGAUUUAUCGGACAACAAAUUUGAAAGAUCCAUUCCUCCAUCACUGGGGAAUAUCAGAGCCUUGAGGGCAUUGAAUUUAUCUAAUAACAAUCUUUCGGGGCCGAUCCCGGAGUCCUUAGAGGGCCUCAAAUUCCUUCAAUACUUUAAUGUGUCUUACAACAAAUUAGAAGGAAUGAUUCCAACAGGUGGCCCUUUUGUUAACAUUACUGCCCAAUCUUUUCUUCACAACUCUGCUCUUUGUGGAGAUCAAAGAUUUCAAGUGCCUCCAUGCAUUGGAAAUAAUGUGAAGAAUUCUAGACUAAAGAAAGUUGAUCGGCUGGUGAAGUAUAUUGUGCCUCCAUUCAUUUCAGUUAUCAUCUUAGCAGCCAUAAUACUAUUUGUGUUUGUGAGGACACAAAAACCAAAAAGAGGGCUUGCUCCUAUUGAUGAUGUUCCGCUUGGUGUUACUUGGAGAAGAAUCUCAUACAUAGAACUUGUUAGGGGAACUGACAACUUCAGCGAAACAAACUUACUUGGAAAUGGCAGCUUUGGUUCGGUUUUCAAAGGGGUGCUUUCUGAUGGACUAAAUGUUGCAGUGAAAGUCCUCAACUCGCAAUUAGAAAGAGCUAUCCGCAGUUUUGAUACGGAAUGUGAAAUACUUAGCAGCAUUCGACACAGAAACUUGGUCCAAAUAAUUGGUUGUUGUAGCAACACAGAAUUCAAAGCUUUGAUUCUCGAGUUCAUGCCAAAUGGCAGCCUAGAGAAAUGGCUGCACUUGGAAAAUUGUGUCUUGGAUUUGCUACCAAGGCUGCAAAUUGCAAUAGAUGUUGCAUUAGCCUUGGAAUAUCUCCACCAUGGCCACACAUUCCCAGUUGUUCAUUGCGAUAUAAAGCCGAGUAAUGUGGUGCUUGAUGAGAAUAUGGUUGCCCACCUUUGUGAUUUUGGUAUAGCCAAGCUCUUUGAUGAUGGGGAGAAUAAUGUUCUUACGAAAACCUUGGGGACAAUUGGUUACGCCGCACCAGAGUAUGGAUCAGGAGGCAGAGUGUCAACAAGUGCAGACGUUUAUAGUUAUGGCAUACUGUUGCUGGAAAUGUUCACGAGCAAGAAGCCGACCGAUGAUAUUUUCAAUGAAGAGAUGUGCAUGAAGGAGUGGGUACUUGAAGCUUUACGAGAAAAUGCAGUAGCUAAAAUCGUGGGCACUCAUUUGCUAGCAAGUGACGAUCAACAUUUUCAUGCAAGGGAAGAAUGUGUCUCUUCUAUCUUUGGUUUGGCAAUGAGAUGUCUGGCUGUUAUGCCCGAUGAAAGGAUCAACAUGACGGAAACAACAACUACACUGCAGAGGAUUAAAGCCAAAGUUGUGGCUGACACUACAAGUCGUCAACAAUAUGCAUUGUCUAUUAUUUCGAGACGAUAG